GGUUUUUAACGCAGCUGUUACUUUGCUAAAUACAUAUCGGACUGUUUCUGUUAAAGUAUUUCUUUACAAAGUAGAAGGUAGGUCUUCCAUGGAGCAGAUCAACGCCAUUUUCAUAACUUUAAAAAAAAAAUUUGUUUGUGGAUAUAUUCAUUUUUGUUUAAAAGCCUGAGGUCAUUCUGAAAUAUGCAACAACAACAAUAGAAAAAUAAAUUUUUUUUUUUUUUUUAUAAAUUUAAAAAAAAAAAGAUUUCAGAAUCGAGAAAACAAAGCAAAAACUCCUAGCGCUAUUCGAAUUUUGUGGAUAUAUUCAUUUUUGUUUAAAAGCCUGAGGUCAUUCUGAAAUAUGCAACAACAACAAUAGAAAAAUAAAUUUUUUUUUUUUUUUUAUAAAUUUAAAAAAAAAAAAGAUUUCAGAAUCGAGAAAACAAAGCAAAGACUCCUAGCGCUAUUCGAAUGUAUAUCACUUGAUGAAAAAGUUGAAAUUAUGAACAUACAAUUUGCUGGCUUCAAGGUUUCACACCAUUUCAGGCAGCUAUAAGAGUUUUAAAUUUGAUUUGCUUAGAUUGAAAGACGUUCGUCUCACACUGGUGUGUAAAAUAUAUUUCUAAAACAGUUCAGUGCAAUAAUUCUCACUGUACUGCAUCAUUCAAAAGGUUUCAAAUGCAUUGAAUAAUGUUACAAAAUUCAUCCCAAUUUAAAAAAAAAUAAAAAAAAUUUUAAAUAUAUAAAACUACAACAAGAUGUAACCAUUAAAAAAUGUAUUUUUGUUAAUGUUCCUUUCCUUUUUUUAAAUUUAAAAGUUUUUCAGAAUAAUUAUGAAAUAAAAAUAAGUAUAUAGAUAUAUAUAUAAUUUUUUUUUUAAAUGUAGCUUUUAAAAAGAAUCUAUUUCCCAGUUUUCCUGGAUUCUUCUAGGAAAAUGAUAGUUGACGUCAGGCAAGCGAUACAGGAAUAUAAAAGGGAGCAUGGAUUAAAAGGUACGUUUAUAUGUGAACGUUUCACUAAACUAGAUUUAACUCUAAUGUAUUUUUUCUUCCAAAACUAACCUGCUAGAGCAAUGGAUUUUAAAGUUGACCCUCAUAAGGGCGCAAAUAACAGUCCAUGAGUCAUUAAGAAAAGUCUAAUGGGCACUAAUAACAGUUCAAGAGGCACUAAGAACAGUCUAACGGGCACUAAGAAUAGUCUAAAGAGUUCUAAGAAUUGUCUAAGGGGCACUAAAAACAGUUUAAGGGGCACUAAGAACAGUCUAAGAAGAGAUAAGAACAGUCUAAAGUGCACUUAAAUCAGCCCACGAGCCACUAAGAACAGUCUAAGAGGCAGCCUAAGGAGAAUUAAGAAAAUUCUAGUGGCACCAAGAACAGGCUAAGUGGCAGUAAGAACGAUAUAUAUGGUACUAAGAACAGUCUCAGGGUCUAAAUGGUACUAAGACCAAUCCAAGUGGCACUAAGAACAUUUUAAGAAGCAUUAAGAAAAGUCUAAAAAGAAUUAAGAACCUUCUAAACUGCACUAAGAACAAGCCUAAGGAUUGCUAUGAACACCCAAAGGCUGGCGCUGAGGAAGUUCAUCAAUAAAAAGUUCAUACGCUUACAAUUUUAAAAACACUAUUUUGAUUGUCUUUGUUUAAAAACAAGCCCAGUGUAAGCAUUACUGAUAUAAUUUCUGGAAAGGACCCUUGAGAUGUCAAAUUAUAAGACGUGGCCUGUAACAACAAUACAUGACAGAUGAAUGAGGUGCAUUGAACAGACAAUGCUUGGAAUUGAGCUCAAGGUGGAGUCAUCCACUGAUUUUUACAACAACAAAAAACUUUCAAGAGAUGCAGAUAUAUUUUUAAAAAAGAAAGAUUUUAUUUCUCUCCUACCCAUUUUUAACUCUAUUUUAAUCAUUGUCGUGCCUUAAGGAUGUCGUAUCCAUGGAUCACGUUAACCAGUUCACUGCCGAUUUUGUUAAAGUAAAAGGGACAUAUGUAUUUAAUUAUGUUAAAUCAUAUACUACUCUUUUUGAGUUUAAUUGCAUAUGUGGUCAUAUACAAUUUUAUGCUAAAUAAUGCUUGCAACUAAAUUGACUUAUGGGGGGGGGGGCGGGAAAAGGGGGCGGGGGGGGGGGUGGGGUUCGUCAGAAUGACUGUAUGGCUUUACGUGUGAGUUGGCCGAUAACAGUUUGAGAACCUUUGUUCUUGAUCUGACGGUCCAGGCCCCCACACCACUGUAUGUUUUAGCUGGACUCCUCCGCCAGCUAGAAUUAGGUUAGUAUUACUUUUACAAAGGUUGACUUCUAGAAGACGAUGCAGCUGAAAAAAUCUCCUCCACCUACGAGUUGAUACACAAAAACACUAUAUCCAUACUUUAUCUCAGAGGCGCAGCUAGAGUGUUUGGCACCCCGAGGGGAAAAGAUUCAUUUUAAAGAGCCUCCCCUUUUUUUCUUUUAACUCUCAAACCCAUUAUUUUUUAUCAAUGAAAAAAUAUCAAAUGACAUUUUGGGGCCUCUAACUAGUUUGGCGCCCAGGGACAUAUGUGCCCCCCAUCUACGUCUCUUCUUUAUCUAACACACAAAUUUAGCAUAAUGAUUCACAAACUAGAUUAAGAUUCUAACUUUUGAAUCCUCUAUUGUCAAAAAUGUUAAUGCAAGUAAAUACAACUCAAUGCAAAUAAAUGCGCCCUUUCAACUAAAAUAGUCAAAAUUAGAGUAUAUUCUUAAACUUGCAAGGAUCUAGCCUUAAUUAAAUUUGUUUAUUAACGAUUGAUCAAUGAGGACCUAAUCUUUCAAUAAUUAUAAUUCAUUUUUGUUAUUAAUGCCACUCAUUCGUGAAAAUGAUAAUGUGACAUUAAUUGAGGACUUGUAUUUUGUGACUUUUUAUAAAUAUUUAAUUUAUACUUUUUUAAUUUGUCUUUUUGUUGUACUGAUGAAGGCAAGUGCCGAAACGUAUACUUUUGUAUUCUGUAAAAUUAUUGUUAAAGCUUAACUUAUAUUGUUCUAUAGAUACAAAUUAUUGUUCGUGUCUAAUUAAUCUGUGUCUUUUAUAAAGCUCGAAAUACAGCAGUGCCUUCCCCCAAAUGGACCCAACGUAAUUUAAUUGCUCUCACAUGUCUAUCGAUUCCCAGGUCCUGUAAAUAAGAACAAUGUAGUACUCUCAAACCGUAAAGUGGAGUGGUCUUCAUUGCAAAAGGAGGUAUGAAAAGAAAAAAAAAGUUUUAAUGCUAAAUGUUGUCGAAAGCAGUGCUGCGAAAUCACAAUCGUAUUUCUGUUAUCUUUCAAAUGUUUUUCUUAGAGACGUGGAUUUAAUUUUUUUUAAAUUAUUGUAUUUUGAAUUAUUGUAUAUGUCGACUAAAAUGAACAGAUCAAAUUUUUUAAUGCAGUGGUCACAAAACCGAUUUGUGACAGUGGGCCCCAAAAGUAAAGCGACGCCUCUGGCCGGAAGUAAAUAUUUGCGGCCGGAGAAGGGGUUACAGUAUUUUAUUUGUUUGUUUUUUUGGGGGGAGAAGGUAAGAUGUUAAAAGGACAGAUAUGUGGUGCAAUUCUGCCACACUGGCAUUUUCUCUUUUUCAAACAGUGUUUGCAAAGGCCAUCAUGAUUUGUAAGUAUAUUUUGUAAUUUGUUCUUACAUCAAAUUCUGCAAUUAAGGCUCCUUUCUAUUCUUUCACGUCUGUGCAUUUUUAUAUUUUUUUUUACAUUUUUAACUCCUGAGGAAAAUACUAUUCUCUUUUUGCAGCUAUCAUCGUAAGUGCCGAAAAAAAUAAUAUUUUUAACGUAUUCAUUUCAAUACGUUAUGCCUUAGUUUAAGCAGCCACCAUUGGUGUUUUUUUUUCCCUCCCAUGGUUUAUGCUGAUAGCUUGAAAAAUACCAGUCUCAACUCAGAAAACCUAUUCAUAAAAAUCAAUGGUCAGAUUGCGAUUGGCCCUGAAUUCUUAUGUUGUGAUCUAUCCACGCUAUCAUUGUCCUGUGCGAUGGCAAACAAGACUGAUGGAGUGUGUUCUUUGUCAUAAUAACCAUUAAGAAUCCGUGGGCUCAGCCGAAGACAUCCAUCCCAAAUACACUGUCAAGCGCUGAAGGUAGCUUGGUGCUUAUAGGGAGUACAUUUUGGUGUCCGCCGUAACCAACAAAGGAAUUUGGUGAGAUUUUCUCUCUGUGAGUUGGUCAUUACUUGUAUUUCCCUUUCAGGAUGAUGAUGAUUAUUCUUCGGUUGAAAACGAAGAGUGUGACUUUUCUACGAAGAUUGGUACUGAGGUGGAAAUUACCUCUGGGAGGCUGAUAGGUAACGUGUUUGGGUAAUGGUAGUGGUUAUUGGUGGGUGGGGGUUACAUACCAAAUGUGUGCUUCGUCGCGCUUAUCAGAAGUGAUCACUAAAAAAAAAAUGAAAAAAAACGCAAAUGUCUUUUUUAAAUGUUGAUUUGGGCUUAUGACCAGGAGUCAAAUAGAAGCUGAUCAAAGUGAUGUAUCUAGAAAAUAUAAAACAAAGUCAAUAACUAGAUUAGCAUCAAUAGGAGCCAGAAUGAUCAAUACAUCGACCGUGGUCCCUCAACAUAAAGAAGUCGAAGAAGUUCAUCAUAUUAUUCAUAUCUGAAGGCCCACGAUCAAUUUAUUGAUCUUAUUGGCUCCCGUUUUAAAUUCAGAUUUUGCCUUCUCUUAGAUGAGUUGCCAUCCACCCGGGGUGCCUGGAAUGUUGGCUUUGGAGUGAGCUUCAUAUAUCCAGCAAAAGGAUUAAUAUUAAAAGUCAUUCUUCACUCUUUAUCCGCCAUUGCGACAUUCAGAGUCAAGGAAAUGUGCUGCAUCCAAUUUCAAAGCCUUCCUACUUCAAAUAAUCUGAAGCAAGAAAACUAAAGUAGCACAUAACACACAGAAAAAUUAUGAAGAAAAUAAAAAAAUGUAAUAAUAAUAUAUAUUUUUUUAUUUACGGCAAACCUUCAUUUUUGGCUACCUUUUAAAUCACUUUUUUAAGAAGUUUGAGUUUUUUUUUACUGUAUUCUCGAAGAAGAUAUUUGACCAAAGAAUAGAGAGUCUAUAAAUUAACGUUUCAUUUAACAGGCCUUCCCAAAUUUUUGCCACUGUCGCUUGACGGCCUACAGCAGUUCGUCAUUGAUUUGAUCAAAAAACCUAUUGUGAUUGAACUGAAAAAAGAAAAAGAUGCUAACAUGGAUGAUAUCACGUUUACAGAGGAUGAAAUAGACCUCUUUAAAGUUUAUUCUGGUAAGCAAACUUUAUUUUAUUUCGAUAGGUGUUAAACGACAGUGUCAAUGAAAAGUAGAACUUAAAUCAAUAACCGGUGAAUAUACAGUCCCAUGUCUGUCUCACAGCAAGGCUAGACUAAAAUUUAUUAAGGGAUAAAACAUUUGUCAAAUUAAUUUAUUAAUGCUGUCGGGAGCCUUUAAUUUCUAAUACUUUUUUUUGAGCCAUAACCUUUCUCACUCGUGUUGCAACAAUCUAACGUCAAAUUGGAGAUGGCGUCCGAGGGUCGUUGAGCUAGAGCUCAUAAUAGCCCCCCCCCCCCUUCCCGGCACACCUCCACACGGGCCAGACGCUGGGUCUCCCCGUCGCCAGUUUUUUUGAGCCAUAACCUUGCUCACUCGUGUUGCAACAAUAUAACGACAAAUUGGAGAUGGCGUCCGAGGGUCGUUGAGCUAGAGCUCAUAAUAGCCCCCCCCCCUUCCCGGCACACCUCCACACGGGCCAGACGCUGGGUCUCCCCGUCGCCAGACGGUGUUGCAGCAUGUCGGGAAUCUCCCCCCCCCUGACCUGGGAGACGUCCGGUCGACUGAAAACGUUGCGUUUAUAACGUCCACGGUCCACUCUUCUUGGGUCUUGGCUGCUUUGCUUCCUCUCCGGUGGAAGGCGUUGCAUCACCUCCCCCCACCGUCCAAGGAGCUGUUCGGUCGGGACGAGAGCUGGGACAAAACGGUCGCCUAGGAGCGGCUUUCUCAGCGCCGCGUAGUUAAAAUCAUCGGCAAGGAUUUUAACCGCCGCCCAGGUCUCAUAGCCAUUAACGGCAACAAGUCAUCAUGCUUACUUCCGUUGCGUUGGGAGUCAUGCGAGGUUGCCGGGUUUUUUUUUUGCUUUGGCAUGGAACCUCCCUACUAGUCAGGCACGCCGCGAAGAAGCAAACCCAAAUGUGACACCUCCAAGUUGCCUCGGUGGUGCGGGACGCCGACUUAGAGGCGUUCAGUCUUCCUCCUCCCUGGCAACAAUCUAACAGACAACUCGUGUUGCAACAAUCCGGUAACAGACAACUCGUGUUGCAACAAUCCGGUAACAGACAACUCGUGUUGCAACAAUCCGGUAACAGACAACUCGUGUUGCAACAAUCCGGUAACAGACAACUCGUGUUGCAACAAUCCGGUAACAGACAACUCGUGUUGCAACAAUCCGGUAACAGACAACUCGUGUUGCAACAAUCCGGUAACAGACAACUCGUGUUGCAACAAUCCGGUAACAGACAACUCGUGUUGCAACAAUCCGGUAACAGACAACUCGUGUUGCAACAAUCCGGUAACAGACAACUCGUGUUGCAACAAUCCGGUAACAGACAACUCGUGUUGCAACAAUCCGGUAACAGACAACUCGUGUUGCAACAAUCCGGUAACAGACAACUCGUGUUGCAGCAAUCAUGCUAGAGACAACUCUUCGAUGGCUUGAGACUUUGAUCUUUAUGUUUCUGCUAACUUGAUUCACCCCACCCCUUGCACUACCCAGGUCGACACUCUCCACUAUAAAUGUGUUUAAACAAAGCUUAAGAGUAGGUAUAUUCAUAACUUUGGCAGUACAGUGGAUUCUGAAUUUCGUUUUUAGAUAGCCAUGUAUACCAUAAUUAAAGGGAAACAAAUUGAAAAGGUCAAAUGAACAUGGCAACAUUUGUAUUUUCUGAAAUCUCAGUUAACUGAUGUAUUAGUUUUAGUUGAAUGAGAUUAGAUCAAUGAUACUAAUAACAUCUUAUUUUCAGUUAAUCCAAUGAGUUUUAGUUAUUUUAUCAAAUUCAUGCUAUCCUAAAAAUUGAUAUAAGAACUGUAAUGUGUGUAGGCUAUGUAAGGUGUGUAGCAUAUGUAAGGUGUGUAGCAUAUGUAAGGUGUGUAAGGUUUAUAAGGUGUGUAAGGUAUGUAAGGUGUAUUAGGUAUGUAAGGUAUGUAGGGUAUUAAUGUGUGUAAGGUAUGUAAGGUAUGUAAGGUGUAUUAGGUUAUGUAAGGUGUGUAAGGUGUGUAGGGUAUGUAAGGUGUGUAUGGUAUCUAAGGAGUGUAGAGUAUGUAAGGUGUAAGGUGUGUAUGAUGUGUAGGAUAUGUCAGUUGUUUAAAGUAUGUAAGGUGUUUAAGGUAUCUAAGGUGUGUAGAGUAUGUAAGGUGUGUAAGGUAUGUAAGCUGUGUAAGGUAUGUAAGGUGUUUAAGGUAUGUAAGGUGUGUAGAGUAUGUAACGUAUGUAAGGUGUUUAAGUUAUGUAAGGUCUGUAAAAGUCAAAAGCGUCACAGUUCCAAGUUAAACUUGCAUUAAGACAACCGAAUUCGCAACUGUGCUUGGCAAACUAAUCUCUUGAUACGCACCUGAACAACAGUUUAUCGUUUAACCCUCUUAGGAAGUCAAAUUAUCCUUUAAGCCAAGCGGUAAUCUUCCUAUGUCCGUGUAAGCUCAAGGACCCAAGAUCGAAAUAAGUGAGCUGUACUAUGGACAGGACAUAAAUAAAAUAGCUUUUUCGUUGACCUUCAGAUACGACCUUACCCGACAUAGGGUGAGGGUGUCUCAAAAUUAUUUGGCGAUCACUGGUCUAAAAUUGCAAAGUCUAAAAUAAGAGCGCGCAACAAGUGUGCCGCAGAACACCAGUGUGCCGCACGCUGCUGCCAGGUGUGCCGCAGCAUUAGGAUCUCCAAAAUCAAAAUGAAUUUUUUGAGAUAUGGAAUGAUAGGACGCUAAAAUGAUACGUCAUGUACAUCAUGCUUGAUAAAUGGAUAAUUAAACAUGGUUGCUUCAACAGGUGUUCAACAGUUCCCUAUGUCUUUCAUGUUAUUACUCGUGGCGUGCCUCGAAAUUAUGGGGUUUGCUUAGGUGUGCCGUGAGAGAAAAAAUGUGGUGUAGAGCACUCAAGGUCUAAACUUCGAAUUUGACACAUUUAAAAAAAAAAUUAGAACAAUAAUUGAAUUGUGCAUUUUUUCAUUUUUCGAUUAGCCACAUUCAAAUGCCAGGUAAAGUUGAAAGGAGAUGUAAUCUUCAAAACUUCAACCUGUUUCGGGGUGUAUCAGAGUUGUCUCGAAGUUCCUAUAAGUGAUAUUAUAGGGAAAACAUCCUGGACUGUGGAGGGAAAAUGCACAUUCCAUCUUAGACUGAACGAUAGACAGUGAUGGGAUAGCAUGACAUCUUGGAUGACUCCUUUAAGAUAAAUGAAUUUGUUUUUUUAAAUCAUUCAGUCGUUUAAAAUUGCAUUUUAAUUUAAUGUUUUAUUACUGCUAUUGUCUAUUAUAAAUAUAAUGCCUUUCUAAACCUAGAGUAAGAACACAUAUCAGUAUAUAACAUAUACAUAUAUAAUUAAAUUGUAUUUUUUUUUAAGUUAUUUAAUUUAACUUAGUAAGAAAGUGAGUUGAAUUCUACACUGCCUUUUAACGUUAACUAUAUAUGUACACAACUGAACAAUUCUUUCUAGAUAUCCAACG
Molecule: messenger RNA, 8614 nt
Organism: Lymnaea stagnalis (great pond snail)
Lineage: Eukaryota; Metazoa; Mollusca; Gastropoda; Lymnaeidae
Source: the annotation of a GenBank genome assembly